CCAUCAACUCAACUCUAUGGAAAGAGGUAGCCGCAACUGACUUCACGUGGUUCUCAACCGCUGCGUGCGUGGUGAAGUCACGGGCUUGGCUGCCCGCCAUCUUGGCCCGCUCUGUGUGGAAGCGGCUGGGGUGGUUGCUCCGGACUCGGACUCGAGGUGAGCAAGGAGGUUCCAGACUUGAUGAACUGAAAUGUCGGAAAAGUCAGGCCAGAGCACAAAAGCAAAGGAUGGAAAAACCAAAUAUGCAACCCUUAGCCUAUUUAAUACUUACAAGGGAAAGACUCUGGAAACACAAAAGACUACAGUUACCGCACGCCAUGGAUUACAGAGUCUUGGGAAAGUUGCCAUUUCACGGAGGAUGCCACCUCCUGCCAACCUCCCCAGCCUUAAAGCAGAAAAUAAAGGCAAUGAUCCCAACAUAAACAUUGUGCCUAAGGAUGGCACAGGUUGGGCUUCUAAACAAGAGCAACAUGAAGAAGAAAAACAGCCAGAAGUGCCACAGACCCAGCCAAAGCCUGCAGUUUCAGCUCCACCAGAAGUAGCUCCUGUUGCCAAAUCAUGGGCCAAUACCAAGCAAGGUGGGCAGGGCGAUGGUCCUGGAGUUCAGAUAAAUAGCUAUUUCCAGCAAGAAUUUCCUAGUCUGCAAGCAGCUGGAGAUCAAGAAAAGACUACUAAAGAGAAGGACGCCGCUGAUGAGCCUUAUGGUCCUGGGCCUAGCUUACGACCACAAAAUGUUGCUAGCUGGAGAGAAGGUGGAGGCAGGAAUCUGAACUCUCCAAACUCACCACUUGAUCAAGAAGCAAAGCCUCUUGGUCAAGAAGACAGUAAUGUGCCUGGACCAAUAGAACAGAAUGAUAGCCUCAAGGCUCCAGAGAAGAGAGAGAUAAGGAUACCACAACCUCCUCUGCCCAAGCUGAAUGGUCAACAACAGCCUGGGAUCAUUCCACAAUACAGAGCUAUGAUACCACCCUAUAUGUUCAAUCAGUACCCUAAAUUGGCAUAUCCUCCAGUGGCAGCUCCCAGUAGGUUUCCUGCUCCAUCUGAGGCUAGCAGAGGACCAAGAGGGAGAGGACCCCCUUCACGGGGCACAGAAAAUGUUGAACGCCCAUCGAUCUUAAGUGCUAGUGAACUUAAAGAACUUGAUAAAUUUGAUAACUUGGAUGCUGAGGCUGAUGAGGGUUGGGCUGGAGCUCAAAGUGAGGUAGAUUAUACUGAACAGUUGAAUUUCAGUGAUGAUGACGACCAGGGAGGCAGCCACAAAGAGCAAGAUAGCAGCAAUGAACCUGCAAAAGAUCUGGAGAAGAAAGAUGCGGAAGAACACAAAUCAUCUCUGCAGUCAGUUGGAGCUAAAGGGCCCCCUAGCAAAAGCAAUCAGUUUGACCAGGAGCGAGGUCUGUCAUCAGCACAAUCUUCGGUGCUUGAAAGGAGCAGUUCUGGGAUCCACUCAAAAUCUGUUCUUCAGCACCCACUUCCAGAUCGCCUGGCAGGGCCAGGAAGACAAGGCCCUUUUCCUCCUAGGCUAGUACCAGACGAGGAUGAGAUUUGGAAGCAGAGGCGAAGACAGCAAGCAGAAAUAUCUGCAGCAGUAGAACGGGCCCGUAAAAGGCGAGAGGAGGAAGAACGAAGAAUGGAAGAGCAAAGAAAAGCCGCAUGUGCCGAGAAGCUAAAACGGUUAAAUGAGAAAUUUGGUUGCGUAACAAAACCACCUCGCGAAGAGCCGCCGAAAGAAAAGGAAAGCGUGAAGGACAGGGAAAUUGAAAAAGAGAAAGCAAUUGAAAUUGAAAAAGAGAAAGACAAAGUAAUAGAAAAGGAGAGAGAAGAAAAAGAAAGCCAAGAAAGGGAAAAAGAGCAGGAGAAUGAGAAGGAAAAGGAGGAGAAAGAAGAUGCAAAAGAGAAACCUGAGCCUGAGAUUUCUGAGCCUCAAGAACCAGUCACUCCCUCUGUGAUAGUAGAGAAGCCACAAGAAACUGAGAGUAGCAACAAGGAAGAGAGAGAGUGUCAAGCUGUCUCUACCACACAAGAAAGCAACCACAAUGAAAGAGACAGUUCUCAUGAAAGUGAGUCUGAUGCAGGUGCUCAGCCUCGUCCUGCUAUUUCCUCUGGCUAUUCAAAACAGUUUCAGAAGUCAUUGCCUCCCAGGUUUCAGAGGCAACAGGAGCAGAUGAAACAGCAGCAGUGGCAGCAGCAGCAAGGGGUCAUGCCACAGUCUACACCAUCACAGCCUUCUAGUGGUCCUGUUCCCCCACCACCACAUAGACCCCUCUACCAACCCAUGCAGCCCCACCCCCCACAUUUGGCUUCUAUGGGCUUUGAUCCAAGGUGGCUCAUGAUGCAGUCUUACGUCGAUCCACGCAUGAUGUCAGGAAGACCUGCUAUGGAUAUGCCGCCCAUGCAUCCGGGAAUUAUACCUCCUAAGCCACUUCUGAGAAGGGAUCAGAUGGAAGGAGCCGGAACUGGUUCAGAUUCAUUUGAUCACAUUACUCGAUCAGCAAGGGAGCAUGCUAUAUCAUUGUCAGAACCACGCAUGAUGUGGGGGUCAGAUCCCUAUCCUCACACAGAACCUCAGCAGGCUAGUACACCCCCCAAAAUCCUGGAAGAAACUGAAGAUCUAAGGCCUGAGGCACUUUUGGAUCAAGAACAAAUGACUGUUCAAGGAGUUUACUCUGUUGAACACAGUCAGUUGGACUCCCAUACCAAGGCAGACUUCUUCAAGGAGCCCAGUGAAAUGAGCGUACAGAAGUCUGCAAGCCGAUUUUUGGAAGAUCCACAGCCUCACCAGACUGACACACCUGUUUCUGCGGUCAGCUUUGAAGUAACUGUGGAAAAUGUCUCACAGAGCUCCCAGGAAGAGCAGGUGCUUGUAGAAGAGAGUAACUCUUCCAUGAAGAGGAGCAUUUCUCAUGGGUCAAGCCAUUCUCUGAAAUCAGAAGACCCAGUGAAUGAUACCCAAGGAAAUGCUUCCAAAGUAAUCAGCAGGCACAUUGAGGCAAAAGAACCAGUGUCAGAAAGGCUGGAUAGCAAACCAAAAAAAGAGGGGUUCUCAAGUAAUAGACUGCCCGAGGGAACAAAACCUGAGAAACCCUUUAAGCCUAAAUCUGAAACCAGGUGGGGACCAAGACCGGUUUAUGGCAGAAGAGAAGAAGGUAGUGACAGGCCAGUGAGAAGGUCUGGUCCUAUUAAAAAGCCUAUCCUUCGAGAUAUGAAAGAAGAGCGUGAACAGAGAGAAGAGCGUGAGCAGAAAAAGGAAAGAGAGGGAGAAAAACUGGCAAAUGAAAGAGUUAACAAGAUUGAGAAGAGGGAACAGCCUCAGAUGCCACCUUCUAGAUUAGAGCCAGAGAAGGUCACCACAGACGUCAAAAAGGUUUUGCAAAGCACACCACAAGUUCUGGAGUGUGCGGACAGCUCUGUGCAGCAACCUGCAGUUACACCUCCUGUCCAGCCUAAUGUUGUUCAGCAGGCAGCAGUGGUGCAGCCUGCAUCUCAACAGCCAUCAACUGUCCAGACACCUCCACCUACAGUUCCACAGCCACCUAGCCCACAAACUACACUUGAGCUUCCGUCCCUGACAGUUCAGCAGCUCCCAGUCCAGCAGCCUGUCAGCACAACAAAAGAAGAAACACAACCAGAGAAAGUAAUUGGCAAAGAACGAACUGUAGAGAAACCUCGAAUGGAAACCAGGCCAGUGAGAAGAGAGCCUGGUUUGCCCCCCAGAACAUACUGGAAAGAAGCUAGGGAUAGGGAUUGGUUCCCAGAUCAAGGAUACAGGGGCAGAGGUCGUGGAGAGUAUUAUUCUAGGGGUCGCAGCUAUAGAGGUUCUUACGGAGGUAGGGGUCGAGGUGGAAGAGGCCACAACAGAGACUAUCCACAUUACAGAGAAACAAAGCCUAGGGUAGAGCAUGUGCCUUCCGGUCCUCUUAGGCAGAGAGAAGAGAGUGAAACCCGUAGCGAGAGCUCUGAUUUUGAAGUUGUUCCCAAACGACGAAGACAGAGAGGCUCAGAAACAGACUCCGACAGUGAAGUGCAUGAAAGUGCAAGCGAUACUCUCCUUUCAGACAAGGACAGCUUAAGCAAAGGCAAACACCCCAAAAGAGAAGAAAAGCCAGAUGUCAAAAAGCCUUCAAAAGCCCUGUUGUCUUUCAAACCUGAAAAUAACAUUCGAGGGGACAAUAGAGUUCUAGACAAAACAUAUGGAAGAGAAGAUGAGAAUAAACCCAAACCAGGUUUUCUUCCAAAAGGAGAACCUUCCAGACGUGGCAGAGGUGGAAUGUUUAGACGUGGGGGUAGAGAUCCAGUUGGCCGUCCACCUCGGCCUUCUACUCUUAGAAGACCAGCAUAUAGAGAGAAUCAGUGGAACCCAAGGCAGACAGAAAUUCCCAAAGUUGACGAUGGAGAACCCCCACGAAGGCAUGAGCAUUAUGGUUCUAUACCACUGGAUAAAAGGCCACCUGCAAAGUUUGAGAGGAAGUUUGAUCCUACAAGGGAAAGGCCCCGAAGGCAACGGCCUGCUCGACCUCCCAGGCAAGAUAAGCCACCACGCUUUAGACGUCUAAAAGAAAGAGAGGCGGCAUCAAAAAUAAGUGAAGCCACAACCAGUUCAUCGUCAAGCACUGCAGUGAACAAUGCUGUUAAUGAGCAGCCGAGCAGUGCUAUGGAUGUGUCGGGAAGUAAGACGCCAGACUUGUCUAAUCAGAACUCCUCAGACCAAGCAAACGAAGAGUGGGAAACUGCUUCAGAAAGCAGUGAUUUCAAUGAGAGGCGUGAGAGGGAUGAGAAGAAACUAGCAGAUGUAACGGCACAGGUGGUUGUUAAGGCAGGGGAAACCAUAUUAGCUCCCAAAAAAGAAAUAGCCAAGAGAAGUUUUUCUAGUCAGAGACCUGGGAUUGAUCGGCAGAAUCGCCGUGGCAAUAGUGGACCACCCAAAUCUGGACGGAAUUUCUCAGGGCCAAGAAAUGAGAGGAGAAGUGGCCCUCCAAUAAGAAGUGGGAAGAGGGGACCAUUUGAAGAACAGGCCCCAGUUGUGAUUAGUGCUGAGCCGGUCAGCAGCAGUUUACAUCAGGAAGAAAGUGGGAGCAGUGCUGCUGCACUAAAGGGCUCUAAGGAUGUCAACAACAAGAAGCGAGAAGAGCCCAAAACUGGCCCAAAGAAACCCAAGGAAAAAGUGGAUGCAAUCGCUCAGUUUGACCUUAACAACUAUGCAAGUGUUGUCAUUAUUGAUGACCAUCCUGAAGUGACAGUAGUUGAAGAUUCUCACUCUAACUUGAACAAUGAUGGUUUUACUGAAGUGGUGUCAAAAAAGCAACAAAAACGUUUGCAAGAUGAAGAACGCAGGAAGAAGGAAGAGCAAACAGUGCAGGUCUGGAACAAAAAGAGUUCAAAUGAAAAAGGAAGAGGCCCAAAUUCCAAACUGCCACCUAGAUUUGCCAAAAAGCAGCAGCAGGCAACAGCAGCAGCCGCCGCCGCCGCCGCAGCUGCUCAACAGAUUCAGGUCCAGGCUCAGCCUCAGCUCCCAUUGCAGUGUGUGUCUCAGAUCCCAAGUCCACAGACUUCAGUUCAGCCACAAACGCAGGCAACCUGUUCAACAAGCAACAGCACAGAGUAUGCAGCAGCAAGCAAAACUCUUCAGAACACACCAUCUCAUAAUGCUGUAGGGACUGAAUUAUGGGAUAAUAAAGUGCCACCCACUGCAGUCCUCAAUGACAUCUCUAAAAAAUUGGGACCCAUCAGCCCCCCACAGCCUCCUUCAGUGAGUGCAUGGAACAAGCCUUUGACAUCAUUUGGAUCACCUGCAUCUCCAGAGGGAACAGCAGCUGGACAGGAAAGUGGAAUUGAGCUAGGAAUAGAAACUAUUCAGUUUGGAGCUCCAGCAUCUAGUGGAAGUGACAAUGAAGUUGGCCCAGUUUCGGAGAAGCCUUCAGAGAAGCUGCUUGAACCCAAAGAGCAAAGGCAGAAGCAGCCUCGGGCAGGACCUAUAAAAGCACAAAAACUUCCAGAUAUGAGUCCAGUAGAAAGCAAAGAGUAUAAGCCUGGUCCAAUUGGGAAAGAGCGAUCAUUAAAGAAUAAAAAAGUAAAAGAGGCUCAGCAAGGUGACUCGGAGGGACAAGAAAAAUCCAGUCCUACCGCAAUCAGAAGCCCAGAUCCUAUUACCUCUAAAGAAGCCAAAACCACUGCUGAACUUGGUAAUGAAAUAGGAACAAUGAUAUCUGUGUCUGCUCCAGAGUUUGGAACAACCCCAAAGGAGUCUGUUACAGAUUAUACAACACCUUCUUCUCAUUCCAGUACAGUGGCUACAAACAGUGCAAAGAUGGAAGAAGCUUUAGUGACAAAUGUGCCCCUGCCCCACACCCUCCCCCUCCCUAGGAGGGAGACUCUACAACAGAGCUCCAGCCUAACUCCAGUUUCUCCCGCUACCGUCGACCUCACCCUCAAGAUGGAGUCUGCUCGCAAAGCAUGGGAGAACUCACCAAAUGUGGGGGAGAAGAAUUCACCAGUCACCUCAACAGCAUCUCCUAUUACUACUGGUAGCGGUGGUGCAGGUGGAAGCACCAGUAGUAGCAGUGGACCAGCCAGUGGUACAUACAACUCUUUCUCAAGUGCAUCAAUGCCUCCCAUUCCUGUAGCUUCAGUUACACCUACAACUUCAUUGUCAGGAGCUGGAACAUAUACUACCUCUUCACUGAGUACAAAAACAACCACCACUUCUGACCCACCUAACAUCUGUAAAGUGAAGCCACAACAGUUACAGACCAGUAAUUUGGCAUCUGCGGGCCACUUUUCUCAGCUAAGCUGUAUGCCAUCGCUUAUUGCCCAGCAACAGCAGAGUCCACAAGUCUAUGUGUCUCAGUCAGCCGCAGCUCAGAUUCCAGCUUUCUAUAUGGAUACAAGCCAUCUAUUCAGCACCCAGCAUGCACGUCUGGCUCCCCCUUCACUGGCCCAGCAGCAAGGAUUUCAACCAGGACUCUCACAGCCUACUUCAGUUCAGCAGAUACCAAUCCCCAUAUAUGCACCUCUGCAAGGUCAGCAUCAAGCCCAGUUGAGUUUAGGAGCAGCACCUGCUGUCUCCCAGGCUCAGGAAUUGUUUAACUCUUCAUUGCAGCCUUACAGAUCCCAGCAGGCAUUUAUGCAGAGUGGUCUGUCUCAGCCGUCACCAGUGGUACUUUCUGGCACGACACUACACAACUUCCCAGCAGUUCAGCACCAAGAGCUUGCCAAGGCACAGUCAAGCCUUGCGUUUCAACAGACAUCUAACACGCAGCCUAUCCCUAUCCUGUAUGAGCAUCAGCUGAGUCAAGCUUCAGGACUAGGAGGCUCCCAGCUUAUUGAUACGCAUCUUCUCCAGGCCAGAGCUUCUCUUACCCAGGCCUCAAAUUUGUAUUCUGGACAGGUUCAGCAACCGGGCCAGACAAGCUUCUAUAAUACUGCACAGUCUCCCAGUGCCCUCCAGCAGGUAAACUAUGGCACGAUGACAGUACCUAUACCAGGAUCACAACUUUCUUUGCCCAAUUUUGGAUCAGCAGGCCAACCUUUAAUUGCUCUUCCACAGUCCCUACAACCUCCUUUGCAGCACACACCGCCACAGCCUCAAGCUCCUAGUCUGAGUCGGCCAGCACAAGUAGGCCAGCCUUUCAGGGGACUCAUUCCAGCUGGAACUCAGCACAGCAUUAUAACUGGGAAGAUGUCAGAAAUGGACCUGAAGGCCUUUGGAAGUGGCAUUGAUGUUAAACCAGGCACAUCUCCAGUUACUGGAAGAAGCACCACUCCAACUUCUAGUCCCUUCCGGGCGGCUUCUACAAGUCCGAACAGUCAGUCCAAUAAAAUGAAUACCAUUGUCUACCAGAAGCAAUUUCAGUCGGCAGCUGUGAGAAUGACGCAGCCAUUUCCUCCUCAGUUUGCACCCCAGAUCCUCUCUCAGCCUAACCUGGUCCCUCCAUUGGUAAGAGCCCCACAUACUAACACCUUCCCAGCGCCUGUUCAGAGGCCGCCAAUGGCACUGGCUAGUCAGAUGCCACCUCAGAUGACCACAGGCCUUAUGAGCCACCCUCGUUUGCCACAUGUGGCCAGGGGUCCUUGUGGAUCACUCUCUGGAGUCAGAGGCAAUCAGGCCCAGGCUGCGAUGAAGGCUGAACAAGACAUGAAGGCAAAGCAGAGAGCAGAAGUCCUUCAAUCCACCCAGAGAUUCUUUUCUGAACAGCAGCAGAACAAGCCAGCUGGAGGCAAAAUACAGAAAGUGGGCGACAGUGGGAUUAAAGCCCCUGAGGUAAUUGCAGACUCAGGAGCAUGUCAGGACAAAGUGGAGGAAAAGCCAAUUCCUGCACCAACUGCAGCCCCCAAACCUGUUAGAACUGGACCAAUCAAACCUCAGGCCAUCAAGACAGAAGAAACAAAAUCAUAAAUGCUGUGUCCAUCUAUGCCAACGUGGGGAGUGAAAUAACAGCAGCACAAACCUGUAGCCCAAAGGGCAAGGCAUGUCCCUUCAAGGCUAUGAGUGGCAUAAAGGAAUGCAGGUGCUAAUUAGUCUUGGCAGAUGUGUAUGGCUACAGGCUCUAAAGGUCUGGAGAUCUUGGGGCUUGUAGCUUCCGUGCCACCACAUGAACAGGCAUGCUCUGUCUGAACAGAGGUACCUGUCUGCCUUGCAGGGAUGCAAAAUGAGUAACAAUGCUACUGAGGCAUGUUCUUGGCCACUGGUUAAUACUUUCCUGUUUGUUUGCUGCUGUUUCAUUUUGGAAAGAUGGAUUGGAGAAGGCCAUGCUGGACAAAAUGGGGGCUGGUUUUAUGUUGCUCAGUGCCCUAAGAGGGCACUAGUCCUUAAUAAUGAACCAAGAGAAUUUAAUGCAAUUAGUAAGUCACACAGAGCUGCUUCAUGCCCGCACACACCCACACCACACUUCAUUCUGUUAAUGUUCUGUGUCAGAUUUCCCUAAAAGGCAAGGUGUGGCUGCUGCUAUGGUUUGAUAUGGUGCUGAAUUCAACUCUUUAAAGAAAAUUGCUGUUGGCCCUCAUGUUACUCUAAUACCCAAAGUGCGGUGUUUAGGAGACUCUAAACUCCCUUUAGGAGUCGUAUUGCCAGUGACAUUAAACUGUGGCUUGGUAGUACUUGGGGGAAGGAAGCCUUUGGCCUUCGAAUGGUUUUCAGCUUAUGUCUGUAUAGAGCAACGAGCACUUGACCUUGUGCCCUAAGAGAGCAUCCUCUUGGAAGUGGCACAUUCUUCUAUCAGAGCUGCAUCGCACCUCCUUCCUGCUUACUGUGUGCUGGGAAAUAGAAUCAAGUCAAAUAAUGCCUUUUUAAUUGUAUCUUCUAGUAUUAUAGCUGUAGAAGAGUACUGUAUGAUAACUUCUGUGAAUGUAAAAUAUCCCGUACCUGCUUAUGAUACUGUAGUUGUGACUGUGCUAUAGCAGAGCUGUUUUAAUGAUGUUACUCUAGACAUUUUUCAGGCAAUGAUUGGGAAGUUAAUGAGAGCACCAAAUACCACACCAGUAACAGAAUUGGCUGUUUAUCUCCAAGGAUUUCCUUUUUUCUCUUCUUCCCCUCCUUGACUUCUUUCUUUCUUUCUUUCUUUCUUUCUUUCUUUCUUUCUUUCUUUCUUUCUUUCUUUCCCUUUAUUUUUAUCUUUUUAUCUUUAUCUUUCUGUAUUUUUCUUUCUUUCUUUUUGGAACAACGUGAUCUAAAAGUCUGUAUAAUUUUGUUCAGAUGACGGCAGAAGCUGGAAAAGUAUGUUGCUGCUAUUGAUGCCUAGUGAAAUGCUAUUGGUUAUCUUUUUAUAUAAAUAUUAUAAUUUGAAUUUUUUGAAACUUAGCUGUGAUGUCAGCUUUGGAAAAAAGAUAUCCACUUGUACUGUGAGUUGGCAUUGUACAGAAAUUAACAGCCAUAUUGGUCUAGAAAUGUUUAAACUUUUUUUUCCAUUUGUACAGGGGUAACGCACUGUAUUAAAUAUGUAAGGUCUUAUUUACAUGGGUUUGAUUACAGAAACUAAUAAAAUAUUCUCUAAAUAAAA
Molecule: messenger RNA, 9989 nt
Organism: Hemicordylus capensis (graceful crag lizard)
Lineage: Eukaryota; Metazoa; Chordata; Lepidosauria; Squamata; Cordylidae
Gene: PRRC2C
Product: proline rich coiled-coil 2C
Exons: 35
Coding region: 191-8389 (2732 amino acids)
Biological process (GO): cell differentiation
Source: RefSeq, a predicted model, not a curated record